AUGAGUCAACCGAACCCUUACAUCCUGGCCGCCGAUAACCCUUCCGCUGUUCUGGCGCUGCUACGGUCUAAUCCCUCCAUCGCAUCCAACCAAGACGAGCAUGGAUAUUCGCUACUCCACGCAGCCGCAUCAUACGGACAUAUUGAUUUGCUACGUGCGUUGGUGAAGGAGUUCCAAGUGGAUGUAAACCUACUUGACGAGGACGGUGAGACUUGCCUGUUCGUGACGGAGACGGUCGAUAUCGCCAAAUGUCUCGUCGAAGAGUUGGGCGUGGACUACAAUCGCAAGAAUGAUGAAGGGUGCACGGCGCUGGACAACAUUGAGACCGAAGGCUUAUUUCCGGAAGUCACCGCAUAUCUUCGACAGGUGAUGGGGUUCCCAGCGUUGACGACUGCAGACCAACCGGCGCAUGCUUUAAAUCCAGCUCCGCCAUUACCCCCGAAUAUCCAAGUGAACCUGGGGACAGUAUCGGAGCAGGAAGCUAGCGCUGGGAUCGAUCAGGUGGAUCCGGAAUUCAAGCGCAGGAUUGAUGAGCUGGCUGCCCGGGAAGAUUUCCACAGCGAAGCGACGCAGAAUCAACUGCGCGAAUUGGUCAUGGAUGCCAUCAGGGGGUCGAACAUUGAUACGCAGGAUCGGGAGGUACGGCGCAGAGUGGAUUAA
Molecule: messenger RNA, 660 nt
Organism: Aspergillus tanneri
Lineage: Eukaryota; Fungi; Ascomycota; Eurotiomycetes; Eurotiales; Aspergillaceae
Product: ankyrin repeat protein
Exons: 1
Coding region: 1-660 (219 amino acids)
Molecular function (GO): protein binding
Source: RefSeq, a predicted model, not a curated record